Molecule: messenger RNA, 7620 nt
Organism: Closterium sp. NIES-65
Lineage: Eukaryota; Viridiplantae; Streptophyta; Zygnematophyceae; Desmidiales; Closteriaceae
Source: the annotation of a GenBank genome assembly
AUGGGUCAGGCGCUCGUGUCGUCCGGCAUGUGGCCGUGUAACAUCUUCGGCGGCGUUAAAGCGUGUGUCGCGGUGCCUUCUAACGGAGCGUUCAUGCAGCAGUGCGCGAACGUCGCCAAGUCGGAGGUGGACUGCGCUUAUAACCGCGAGACGCUGAGUGACAUUAACGAGGAUCCGAAUGUGAUUAUGAAGGAGAAGCUCGAAGAAGCAGGCUUCGAGCCAUGUCCCGCGUGUUUGGAUGCGCUGCACCGCUUCUGGUGCGGCCAGACCACCCCCACGUGUGGCACCUUCGCUAAAGUGGUUGACGAAAUCUUGCCUGAAAUGAGGCAAGUCAGUGCUGGCAAGUUGAAGCCAGACGAGCUCGUUCAGUCAGCCCUGCCCCGCAUGCUCCAAGCCUUUUCUCUCGGGCUGCCCUGCCGCAAAAUGUGCGAGGCGGUUACCGCCACCUGCAGCUGCGGCCGACCGGCCACGUUCGGGCAGAUGAUGAAAGUUUUGGAGCUGAAGCGCACGCAGCAGCAGGCAGAAGGGGAGGGCGCGGCGGGCAGGCCCCUGGCGGAGAACAAAGAUUUGAUUCCGUUUGGGUUCAGUACGAACAUGUCUCUGGCUACUGCUGUGAAGAUCUUCAAAGGGGUGUGGGACCGACCCGUCUGCGACUUGUUUGCCCCACAUGACGCGCCUGGCUUCCAGGGCGUGUGUGAGACGUGGUGGGCGGGGGCGGACAAGAACCAGACGACAUGUCGCUGGUGCGAGUCAAAGCAGCGGCCAGAGGACAUGGACGAACAGAUAGUGGCUCAGAUCGCGCAGUCCGUGUCCAGCAUGAUGCAGGCUGGUCUCGAACAUGUUCUUUUUGCUGCCGCCUUCCCGGUUCCCACCCUAAACGCUGCCCGCACCACCACCACCACCACCCCCUCCUCGUCCUCCUCCUCCUCCUCCUCCUCCACUUCCUCUGCUGCCUCUGCUUCUGUCUCUGUUUCCAAUGCCAGCCCUGCAACUGCAACAGCUUCUGCUGGUGCUGCUAAUGCUGGUGUUGCUGUCGCUGUCUCUCCUGCUGUUGCCCCUGUAGCUGACACGGCUGACGCAGCAGCAGUGGAGCAGGCAGAGGAGGAGGUGGAGCAGGAGGAGCAGAAAAGCUUCGACUGGCAGGACGACCAAACCGGGCUACCCAAUCCCGAGCCUGUUCAACUACCCCCUGACACUGUUCCUCCCAAGCUUAUCGACCCUACCGCCGAACCUGGUGCCAAGCCUGCCGCUGAACCGGGUGGGAAGGCUGCAGCCGAGCCUGGUUCGGAUGGGCCGGGGUAUUUUAGAGAAGCAGCGCCGGGGGAUUGGGGGUAUAAAGAGUCAGACGAGGAGAAAAUGGCAAAGAUGAUGCGAGGGGAGGGGAUGGGAGAGGAAGAGGGGGAGGUUCCAUCUGGGAAAGGUGGUACCGCGGGUGGAAGGUGGGAAGAGGUGAUGAAUGGGAUGAUGGGGGGGAGGGGAGGGCGAGGAGGUGAGGGGGGGCGAGGGGAGAGGGAGAGGGGAGAAAGGGGAGGGGCAGAGGGCAGAGGUGGUGCAUGGGAGGGGGGUUCCGCUAGAGGGGGUACGAUGAUGCGAGGGGGGCCGGGAGAAGUUGAGGGUGGUGAGAAGGAAGGAGAGAAGGAAGGAGAGGAGGAGGGAGCGGUGGAGCCAGGAGAUUCCAGGGGUUCUGCUGUUGCAAGCGCAGGCACGACUUCUCCCAGUGCUUCGCGAACCGAACCUUCCACCGAGCCUGGAGAACCGGAGCGGCCACCGGUUUGGGAGAAGAAGGAAUGGCAGGAGAAGGGAGGGGAGCCGAGCUCCGAGUGGCGGUCGGAAAAGCCGGAGGAGCCGGUGGAAGAGGGUGGGGGGAAUGUGUGGUAUCGAGGGCAUGGGGAUGAUUUGCCCAUUCCGCCAAGAGAGGAAAAACGCGGGUCGCCUUUGGUGGCGACGAUUUUUAUUUUCUUUGCGGCUGUGGGAGUGGUGGCAGGGUUGGCGUUUUGGAAGAUGAGGAGGGAGCGGAGGGCGAGGGAUGCUCAACCCAUCCCCGUGCCACGAGUCGCUGACGGCCCGGCAGCACUGGUGGGAGGCGCCGCCAGCUCAGCACAGUCCGCGAUUGGUGGCGCUGCGAUCCCGGUCCAGAAUCUGAUUGGGGGCGCCGCGAGCGCGGCUCAAAACGCAAUUGGCGGCGUCACUGGUGCGGCUCAGGGCGUGAUUGGCUCUGCAACCACCGCCGCCCAGACCACGGCCGGCAAUCUUGUGAGGACCGUUGGUGGCGCUCUUAACGGAGUUCAAACCACCGCUGGUGGCGCCGUCAACACACUUCAGGGCAUCGCUGGUGGCGCCUUGAACGGGGUUCAGACCACUGCUAGCAGCGCGCUCAACGCUGUUCAGAGCACUGCUGGGGCCGCGCUGAACGGAGUGCAGACAGCAGCUGCGGGAGCAGCGGGCGCGGCUCAGCGCACCCUCGGAUCUGCCCUCAACACGGUUCAAACCAUCGCCCAAGACCCGCUUGGAGUAGUGCAGAGCACGGCUGGGGGAGCACUUAACGCAGUCCAGACCGCUGCCCGAGACCCACUUCGUACAAUCCAGAGCACUGCUGGUGGCGCACUCAAUGCAGUUCAGACCACGGCUGGGAGCGCCUUGAAUGCCAUCCAGAGCACAGCUGGUGGAGCUGUUGGUGUGUUGCAGACUGCUGCUGGUGGCGCUCUAGGGGCGGUGCAGGGAACAGUUACCAGCCUGGGAAACGCUCUGACUGGCACUGCUCAGCAGCUCGCUACUACUGGUCCCGUUAACACUAUAAGAAACGCUGCUGGCACAGCUGCGAGCAACGUGGGCAGCACUCUGAGCGGGCCUGCUGGGGCGAUUCAGGGAGUGGCUGGCGCUGCUGUGGGCAAUGUUGCGAGUGCGUUGCGCGGGCCUGCUACUGCUGCUGUGAGUGCUCUGAGCGGACCUGCUGGGGCGCUGCAGGCGGUGAUGAUGCGUCAGGGAGGUGUGUUGAGCCGCCCGCUUGAAAGCGUUCAGGGGGCUGUCGCUGGUGCUGCUGGUGCAGUGCAGAACGCCGCUGGGGGAGUGCAGCAAACGCUGAGCCGGCCGGUUGAGAGCAUUCAGGGCGCUGUUUCAGGUAUUGCUGGGGGCGUGCAGAGUGCGGUUGGGGGAGUGCAAAGCACACUCGGCAAUGUGGGAUCCGGUGUGCAGAGCACCCUUGGGAAUGUCGCUGGGGGCGUGCAGAGCACCCUGGGGAAUGCUGCUGCUGGUGUGCAGAGCACAGUGGGCAAUGUGGCUGGCGGUGUGGAGCAAACUCUGGGGAGCGCCGCUGCUGGUGUGCAGGGCACUCUAGGUAACGCCGCUGGCACUGCUGCUACUACUGCGGGUGCAGGUGCUGGUCCUGGCGUCGUUACUACUGUCCCCGUGGCAGCACGCUCAUCAGCAGAGAGUGAGCCGAGAGAGCCAGGAAGGAGGCUGCAGGGCAGCCCGGCAGGUACAGGCAGCACCGGCUCUGCCGCUAUUCCCACUCCCCUCCCCACCGCCCCCAUUCCCACCAUCCCCACUCCCACCACUCCCGCCACCACCCCUGCUGCGAGCACCAGCGCUGGUCCACUGGGUGCAGUGCAGCAAGCACUCUCUGGCGCCGCCUCCACCCUUCAGGGCGUUGCCUCUGGCGCCGCCUCUACUCUUCAGGGCAUCACUGGGUCUGCCGCCCAGCAGAUCACGUCUGCUGCGGGCGGCGUGCAGAGCACUCUCGGGAACGUCGCUAACGUUGCGCAGCAAACUCUGGGCAGUGCUGCCGGUGCUGUGCAGGGCACGCUUGGGAAUGUGGUUGGGGGAGUGCAGCAGACGCUGAGCAAUCCGGUGGGAUCCAUCCAGGGCGCAGCUGCUGGUGCUGCUCGCGGGGUGCAAAACGCCGCUGCAAACGUGCAGAGCACUCUCGGCAACGUUGCUGGGGGAGUGCAGCAGACUCUGGGUAAUGCCACUGGGGGCGUGGCUAAUGUGGCGCGUGCGGCAGGAGGGACUGUCUCUGGAGCUGCUACCAGUGCACAAGCAGCACUCUCCGGACAGCUCUCUGCUGCCCGGAACGCCCUGUCUGGCCCGGUUUCCGCAGUGCAGGGAGCGCUGUCAGUCCCGGCUGGUGCCAUCCAAAGCGCUGCCACCGGCGCGCAGGCAGCAGUUUCCGGUCAGCUCUCUUCAGCCCAGAACGCCCUGUUUGGCCCGGUUUCGACUGUUCAAAACGCACUGUCAGGGCCUCUUUCCACGGUGCAGGGGGCAGCAGCAGGGGCAGUGAGGGGCGUGCAGGGAGCGGUGUCAGUCCCUGCAGGCGCCAUCCAAAGCGCUGCCAGUGGCAUGCAGGGUGCAGUGCAGGGAACAGUCCAGGGGGUUCAGGCCGUUGUGCAGGGAGCCGUGCAAGGGGCGCAGGGCGCCGUGCAAGGGGCGCAGGGCGCCGUGCAAGGGGCGCAGGGCACAGUGCAAGGGGCGCAGGGCACCGUGCAAGGGGCGCAGGGCACAGUGCAAGGGGCGCAGGGCGCCGUGCAAGGGGCUCAGGGCACAGUGCAAGGGGCUCAGGGCGCCGUGCAAGGGGCUCAGGGCGCCGUGCAAGGGGCUCAGGGCGCCGUGCAAGGGGCGCAGGGCGCCGUGCAAGGGGCUCAGGGCACAGUGCAAGGGGCGCAGGGCGCCGUGCAAGGGGCGCAGGGCACAGUGCAAGGGGCGCAGGGCACCGUGCCAAGCGCUGCCUCUCUGCCCACAGCUGCCUCUCAGCUUCCUGCCGCUGCCGGCACUGCUGCUGCGGCUGCCACCGGUCCACUGGGUGCUGUGCAGCAGGCGCUCUCUGGUGCAGCCUCCACCCUUCAGGGCGUUUCCGGGUCUGCCGCCCAGCAGAUCACGUCUGCCGCCCAGCAGAUCACGUCUGCCGCCCAGUCGCUCACAGGCACCGUCCAGGGCGCAGCUGCUGGCGCUGCUGGCGGGUUGCAGAAUGCCGCUCGCACUGUGCAGAGCACUCUGGGCAGUGCGGCUGGGGGUAUGCAGCAGACUUUGGGCAGUAUCGCCGGGGGGGUGCAGCAAACUCUGGGUAAUGUCGCCACCGGCGCACAAGCAGCACUUUCCGGACAGCUCUCCGCAGCCCAGACCGCCCUGUCAGGCCCGGUUUCCACGGUCCAAACCGCACUCUCCGGACCUCUUUCCACGGUGCAGGGCGCAGCAGCAGGUGCUUUGAGGGGUGUGCAGGGUGCGCUGUCAGUGCCUGCUGGGGCGAUUCAAAGCGCUGCUACCGGUGCACAAGCAGCACUCUCCGGCCCGCUGUCUGCAGUGCAAAGCACUCUGUCAGGGCCACUUUCCACGGUUCAGAAUGCAGCAGCAGGGGCAGUGAGGGGCGUGCAAGGAGCGGUGUCAGUCCCUGCUGGCGCGAUCCAAGGGGCGGUUAGUGGCGUGCAGAGCACCCUGCAGGGAUCCAUGCAAGGCGCACAGGGCGCGCAGGCGCUCUCUGGCGCUGCUUCCACCCUUCAAGGCGUUGCCUCUGGUGCUGCCACCACCCUGCAAGGCGUUGCCUCUGGUGCUGCCACCACCCUGCAAGGCGUUGCCUCUGGUGCUGCCACCACCCUGCAAGGCGUUGCCUCUGGUGCCACCACCACUCUCUCUCGAACCACCACUGGCGCUCAGUCCCUCGCUGCCUCUGCCGCCCAGUCCCUCCCCGGCACAAUCCAGUCCGCAGCAGGGUCGGUGCAGGCAGCAGCGGGGGCGGCAGUAGGAGCAGCAACAGGGACUCUGAACCGGGUAGGGGAUGCACUCACACUCCCCCUGCGCCAGGCUGUAACGGCUGUAGCACAGCCUCUUGUAGGGGCAGCCCAGGUUUUAGCGCAGCCCUUGGGAGCGGCUGUAGCGAGCGCUGUGCAGCCGGCUGUAGCAGCUCUGCAGGCGGGGGUUCAGGGGGUUGGGGCAGGCGUUUCAGGGGUUGCUGGAGGGGUUGGGAGUGUAAUGCAGGCAGCAGGGGCAGGCGUGCAGAACGUAGGGAGAGGGGUGGUGGUAGGAGUGCAGAGCGCAGGGGCAGCAGUGGGGGAGAGGGUGCAGAGCCUUGGAGCGGCAGCAGCAGGGGGGGUGCAGAGCCUAGGAGGGAAUAUGACUGGGGCGGCAGCAGGGGCGGCAGAGGCGCUAGGCAGGACUGCUAGUGGUCUGGGCGCCGGGCUAGGGAACACCGCAGCUGGAGUUCAAGGGAGUAUUGGCCAGGCGCUCGGGGGAAUUACCCGGGCGGUUCAGGGCGGGCCCGGGAAUCUCGGGCAGGCGGUGGGGCAACUUACCCAGGGAAUUCAGGGCGGACCGGCAGUGCUAGGGGGUGUGCUGACCCGGGCGGCAGACGCGGUUACUGCAGCAGUGGGAGGGGCGGCAGGGGCGGCGGGGAAUGCUGUGACUGUAGCGGUGGAUGCUGCUAGUGGCACGAUUCGAUACAGCAUUGAGGGGAUUGGGAAUGCGUCAGAGCUGGUCUCUGCUGGGAUCUACCAGGCUGCUGGGACGGCAGGAGGAGCUGCCAGGUCAGCAGGAACCCAGGUGGUGAGCCUGUUCAACCAGGUCAACCCAGUCAACGCCCUGUCAGCAGCGGGCGGCGCACUCACAGGCACAGUAGCCGCCACGCCCAGCGCCAUCGCCAGCCUGCUGCAGAACCCAGCAGGCUUUGUCCUGCAGGCCACAACCAGGGGAGGUGCAUCUGCUGCUGCUGGCACCAACAGUUCUGCUUCUGGGGCCACCGAGACCCGUGUGGCGCCACUGAGUAUCCUCGCGCCACUUCUUCCAUCGACAAUCACCACCACUCCUCUCCCCGCUGCUGCCUCCGCGGCUCCUCGGCUCGGUGUUCGACGUCAAGCGUCUUCCUCCCCAACCACCACCACCCCCUCCACUACCUCUACCAUCAACCCCUCCUCUGUCUUCUCCUCCUUCCCUUCUUCCUUCCCAUCAUCCUUCCCCUCCUCUGUCCCUUCAACCCUCCCAUCCUCCCUCCCCUCCUCCCUCCCCUCCUCCGUCCCAACCUCCACUCCCUCCUCCCUCUCCUCCACUCUCGCCAACCUCCCCACCAACACCCCCACCACCUUCCCCACCUCCAACCCCCUUCCCGCAAACACCCCUCUCCCCGGAGGCUCCACACAAUCCUCUUCUGCUCCUGGCAUGCUGCUGGGCAUGGCUGGUGACACGGUAACCAAUGCCGCACUGCAGCUUCUGCGGGGAAUCCAGGGGGCCAUGUCUGGCUCUGGUGGUUCCAGCAGUAGAGGCGGUAGCAGCAGUGGUACCAGUGGUAACGCAGGGUUUUCAAGUGGUAACACUGGGUUUCCUAGUGGUACGACUGGAUCUGCCUUCCCUGCAGCUUCUCAAGGAGGUUCUUCUGGGGGAGGUAUUGACUGGGCUGCUGCGUUGCCGCUACUUCAAACCCUUGUCCAGCAAGCCACAGGCGGCGGUGGUAGUAACGCUGUUAGCCGUGGAAACAAUGAUGGUACACUGAAUGUGGAUUUGAACGCGUUGUUGCCCGUGGUGGAAGCUCUUAUGGGGUUGGAGACAGGGGGUGCAGUUGGAGGGAAUGCAAACCAGCUGGACCUUGGGAUGCUGAUGAAUCUGGCCGGGGCCCUUGGCGGUGCCGUGCUUGGUAAUCCAUGA